This is a messenger RNA of Pichia membranifaciens NRRL Y-2026, 1730 nucleotides long. RefSeq lists its product as hypothetical. Gene Ontology annotation, biological process: regulation of DNA-templated transcription. The record is from RefSeq and is a predicted model, not a curated record. Gene Ontology annotation, molecular function: protein heterodimerization activity; DNA binding; DNA-binding transcription activator activity, RNA polymerase II-specific. Lineage: Eukaryota; Fungi; Ascomycota; Pichiomycetes; Pichiales; Pichiaceae. Bases 393 to 1529 code for a protein of 378 amino acids. The transcript has a single exon. Gene Ontology annotation, cellular component: nucleus; CCAAT-binding factor complex.
UGCUCCGGUGAAGAAAGGCUGGCGACCGGCCCUGUGUUUUUCUCCGUUUUUUCCUCUCCCCUCUGGUGUGGGCCAUCUUAAGGCCGAUGUCACCGAGUCGCCAGACCAGGAGCCAACAACGGUCAAGUAAGACGGCCAGGGAGCAAAGCGAUACUGUCGGCCUGAAAAGCAUGAAUGGUGCAGCCGGGAAUCGAUCGGAGUCCCUCGACGGAAACCUCGAACAAGGCAUGAGACGAAAUAACGGCAGUGAGAAUAGCGCUGGAAAUCGUCAUGAGAAUAAUGCCGGCGUCGGUGAUGAAGUUCUCGGCGAUCGUAGCAACAGGGGUCUCGUCCAGGACCAGCGGUUCAGGCUGCAGGCGGACUCGAACAGACCAGGUAACAGCACACAAGCCAUGGAGGAUACCUUUGGCGAUGCACGGGUGAAGCAAGAGGAGAGCGAGACGGGGCUGGUACGGGGAGGAGCAGAAGGAGGAGGCAGUGCCAGUAGCAGCGGCAGUGACGAGAACAGCGGAAACGAUAACAGCAAAGCCAGCGGCGCCGGUGGACAGCGAACGUCUAGUUCUGGAAUGGCGUCGCUGGACGAGAUGGAUGUCAAUACAAUAGGAGAGAUACCAGACCUGAGCGGAGAUAAUAGCACCAAGAAUAACAGCAAUACCUCAUCAAGUAAUUUUGACAAUGAACAUGGUGGAAGACACACCGAUAUUAACGACAGGAAUAACGACAAGAAUAACGACGAGAUGGUGGAUGAGGAGGACGAUGGCGAAGAGGAGGACGAGGACGGCGACGGCGACGGCGAAGAAGACGAGGGAGACGAGGACGAAGAGGACGAGAUUGGGGACGACUACGAGGACGACCUCGAGGACGACCUGGACGAGCCGUCUGGGGCGUUUGCUAACGUGGCACAGGGCCUGGUGGGCAAGUACAAGAACUACAUGAUGCAGUACUGGCAAAACACGAUCGAUUCCAUCGAGCGUGACGAGCACGACUUCAAGAACCACCAGCUCCCCUUGGCCCGUAUCAAGAAGGUGAUGAAGACGGACGAGGAGGUAAAGAUGAUUUCUGCGGAGGCGCCGAUCCUCUUUGCGAAGGGCUGCGACAUCUUCAUCACGGAGUUGACCAUGCGUGCGUGGAUCCACGCGGAGGAGAACAAGAGACGCACGCUGCAGAAGUCGGACAUCGCCGCUGCGUUGCAGAAGUCGGACAUGUUUGACUUCCUCAUCGACAUCGUGCCCCGGGAGGAGGAGCGGCCGAAGCGCAAGAGCCAGGGCAACCUCAUGGCCCCGGUCGUGAACCAGCCGAUGCAGGCCGACCCGAACGUGCAGAUGCCGGUUCCCAUGUCCGACGAGCAGCUCUACGGCCAGUACCAGCCGCAGGGUUUCUUCCAGCCGCAGCAGCAGUACCAGGAGGGCGCCGGCGGCGGGCUGCCUGAGGACGUGCAGGAUCCGCUGGACCCGGGCGCCUCGCAGGACGACAGCCGCUACUACCAACAGCAGCAGCAGCAGCAGCAGCAGCAGUUCCAGUACCAGUGAGCCGCCGGCCUGUAGUAUAUGCUCCUAAUCUGUUUACAGUUAGAAUUGCUUUGUGUAUUAGUAUAAAAGUUGCACCGCAACGCUAUAUCAGUCUAGAGAACACGCGGCGUCUACUCGACCUCCGCAACAACCUCGAUCUCAACGAGGAACUGCGGAGCAGCCAACUUGGCAAUCACACACGAUCUCGAAGGCUUUGUCUUG